Messenger RNA from Mangifera indica (mango), 723 nucleotides. RefSeq names its product small ubiquitin-related modifier 1-like. Gene Ontology annotation, molecular function: protein tag activity; ubiquitin-like protein ligase binding. Lineage: Eukaryota; Viridiplantae; Streptophyta; Magnoliopsida; Sapindales; Anacardiaceae. The transcript has 3 exons. The record is from RefSeq and is a predicted model, not a curated record. Gene Ontology annotation, cellular component: nucleus. Gene Ontology annotation, biological process: protein sumoylation. The coding region runs from base 115 to 423 and encodes 102 amino acids.
GUUCGUCUUCAAAGUGUCGUUUGGUGGUGCUUAUUUGUAGCGGCAGAGGAGAAGCGUAAACCCAAACCCUAAUCAGAGAGUUUCAGAAAGAGAAAUCAUUAGUAAUCUGCAACAAUGUCAGCGACUGGGGGUGGUGAUAGUGGUGGCCAGGAGGAAUAUAAGAAGCCCAUGGAUCAGUCGGCACACAUUAACCUUAAAGUCAAGGGCCAGGAUGGGAAUGAAGUGUUUUUCAGAAUUAAACGGAGCACCCAACUCCGCAAACUCAUGACUGCUUACUGCGAUCGACAAUCAGUGGAGUUAAACUCCAUUGCUUUCUUGUUUGAUGGACGCAGGCUCCGGGGAGAGCAGACUCCAGAUGAGCUUGAGAUGGAGGACGGAGAUGAAAUUGAUGCAAUGCUCCAUCAGACUGGAGGCGGACCCUAAUCAACAGUUUGGACCAUAUGGAGAGUCCUCGGUAGACUUGAUGUCAAGUUUCAUUUACUACAUCUAUGGAUAAGUGAUUGUAAAUGACAUGGAUUUUAUAAUGAGCUUGAACUCAAGUCAGUCGGGGUUAGGUAUCCAUCAAUUCUUGUGGUCUUGUUUGCUAUUAUAUUGGAGAGUGAUGUUCAUCUUUAUUCGCAUUAUGGAAUUUGGGAUUGUAAUUUCCUUCAGUUUUGUGAGUAAUUAAAUAUUUCUUAUGGAAUAUUUUAAUAAAAUGGUGUAUCAAUAAUUAUUUUAUUUUUA